Messenger RNA from Tachyglossus aculeatus (Australian echidna), 2297 nucleotides. RefSeq names its product butyrophilin like 9 (gene BTNL9). Gene Ontology annotation, biological process: regulation of cytokine production; T cell receptor signaling pathway. Gene Ontology annotation, molecular function: signaling receptor binding. The transcript is spliced from 11 exons. Gene Ontology annotation, cellular component: external side of plasma membrane. Bases 208 to 1809 code for a protein of 533 amino acids. The record is from RefSeq and is a predicted model, not a curated record. NCBI's taxonomy places the organism in Eukaryota, Metazoa, Chordata, Mammalia, Monotremata, Tachyglossidae.
CCACGGAGGCCUCUCCCUCUGGGGCAGCUGGUUAAGAGGGCUCUCGGGGCCAGGAGUCCUCAGGAUCCCCGCCGAGGGUAGCCCUGACAACCACGGUCUCAGAGCCCAGGCGGAAGGAAGGACGGUGGGAUUCGGAAGACGUUUUGACCCUCGUUGGGACACUCCUUCUCCACCAUCCUACAGGUCCCUCACCAUUGUUCUCCAGAGAUGAUGGAUUCCCAAGAUCCCUCCUGGUCGGCCCAGCGUCUGUCCCUGCGGGGCAGUCUCACACUCCUUGUCCUCCUCCGUUACGCAGUGCUGGGUGAGGGAGAGUUUGCCGUGAUGGGCCAUGGGGACCCCAUCCUGGCCAUGGUCGGGGAAGAGGUUGAGUUCCCGUGCCACCUGCUGCCCGAGCUGGACGCCGGGGACAUGGAGGUGCGUUGGUUCCGGGACCGGUUCACCGACAUCGUCCACACCUACUACGACGGGCGGGACCAGUUCGACAUGCAGAUGAAGGCCUACAGGGGCAGGACGGAAUUCCUGAAGGAUGGCCUGCAGGAUGGGAGUGCCACCCUGAGGCUCCACGGGGUCAUCCCUGCAGACGAGGGGCAGUACGGCUGCCUGAUCCGCUCCGAGACCACCUCGGGCCAUGCCACAUGGGAGCUAGAGGUGGCAGGACUGGGCUCGGACCCUCACAUCUCCUUUGAGGGCUACCAGGAUGGCGGUAUCCAGCUGCGAUGCAGUUCGGGGGGCUGGUACCCCGAGCCUAAGGCCCAGUGGAAGGACCCUCAAGGGCAGUGUCUGCCCUCCCUGUCGGAAACCAAGUUCCAGGACUCCCAAGGUCUGUACCAUCUGGAAGUGUCGCUGGUGACCAGGGACCACUACCACCGAAAUGUAUCCUGCUCCAUCCAGAACCCCCUUCUGAUCCAGAAGAAAGAGUUCACCCUCCAGAUCGCAGAUGUGUUUUUGCCUCAAGUCUCCCCGUGGAGAGGAGCUCUUCUUGGGGUUUUAGGGUGUCUCCUGCUCCUCUUCGCUCCCCUGGCUGGCCUGGUGUUUUACCAUUUCCGGAAGCAAAGGAAAUCCAGAGAUAAACUGAAGAACAAGACAGAGAAAGAAAAAGAAAAACUCACAGUCAAGCUAGAGAAACUUCAGACGGAACUUGACUGGAGAAGGACAGAAGGCCAGGCCGAGUGGAGAGCAGCCCGCAGAUACGCUGUGGACGUGACCCUGGAUCAGGACACGGCUCAUCCCAUGCUUCAGGUCUCCGAGGACGGGAAGGGUGUAACCUACGGGGACACCAAAGCCGAUCUGCCCGGGGACCCCAAGCGAUUUGAGAACUGCCCCUGCGUUCUGGGCCGGGAGGGCUUCAUUUCGGGGCGACAUUACUGGGAGGUUGAGGUGGGGCAGAAGACCAGGUGGUUCCUGGGGGUGUGCCAGGAUGCCGUGGAGAGGAAAGUGGAGGUGAGGAUGUCUCCGGGGACGGGUUAUUGGGUGCUGGGGCUGUGGAACAGCGCCGAGUAUUUUAUCUUGGACCCUUACCGCGUCUCUGUCACCCUGAGAGUCCCGCCCCGUCGGGUGGGGGUUUUCCUCGACUACGAGGGGGGCAGGGUCUCGUUCUUCAACGUGACCGACGGCACCCACAUCUACACCUUCACUGCCACCUUCGCCGGGACCCUCCGGCCCUUUCUCCGGCCCCGUUCCCACGACGGGGGAGAGCACGCCGCUCCUCUGACCCUGUGCCCGGUGCCGGGCAGGCCCGAGGCGGUGGAUGACUGUGACACCUGGCUGCAGCCCUAUGACACGCCGGACACCAUUUUGGGCCAGUGGUGAGGAGUAUGCCCUCAAUAAACACCACUACCACUGGUGGAAUGAUUAGCUCGUCCCUUCAGGGACACGUCCCAACCCUUAUCUCUCGGGGUUCCCCCUCACAGUUCUCCCCUCUGCUCCUCAGCUUCACAUGACGUCUGCCACCUCCGCUGCACCGUACUCUCCCAAGAGCUUAGUAUAAGGCCCUGCACACAGUAAGCGCUCGAUAAAUACUACUGAUGGAUGAGAUGAGUAAUACCUCCUCAGUUAUUCCAGCUAAUCCUUGAGCAUCCGCACUCCCACCCAGGGGGACAAGGAAAAGGUGAACCGCUAAUAUCCACUAGCAAUCCCCCAAACUCACAUUUGCCUCCACGCCUCUUCUCCUCCCAGAUUUUUACCAGCCUAAUUACACUAACUGAAUUUUUCAAGCCCUCGCUAUGUGCCGAACGCUGUAGUAGAUACAAGUUAGUCAGGUCGGGCACAGACUGCGAGCCCCAGGUGGGACAGACACU